Messenger RNA from Funneliformis geosporum, 474 nucleotides. The record is from the annotation of a GenBank genome assembly. NCBI's taxonomy places the organism in Eukaryota, Fungi, Glomeromycota, Glomeromycetes, Glomerales, Glomeraceae.
AUGAAGAAAAGGGCAGUUCAAAUUUUAGAAAAAAAUUUGGGAAAAGAAAGAAAAGCUACAAUGGGAAUUGGAUUAUUAUUUCUUUUGUUGUCAACUGCUACAAUUUCGGACGCAAUUAUUGCUUUAAUACAAAAGAAGAAACCCGAGACAGCAGUAACAGUGUUAAUUAUUUCUAGCGUAUCAUUAUCAUUUAUGGGAUUUCUUUGGUUAUCUAAAAAAUAUCUUGCUAAAAAGUUAGAUUCUUCUAUGAUGCCUUCUGAAGCUCAAUGUUCUUUGGCUUGUAUUAAAAUCACUUUAAAGGCUGAUGGAGCUGCCAUCGAUCUGUUUGCUAAGGAAGGGACUGAUAUGAUCAUGUGGGCAAGAGCUAAUCAAGAAAGUAAUCAAGAAAAGAGAUGUGAUUGUUGUUCCGACAAUAAAGUUUGUGAAACUUCUCAUUGCGCUAACGAGGCUGAUUAUAAUGAAACGACCUUAUAA